Messenger RNA from Poeciliopsis prolifica (blackstripe livebearer), 760 nucleotides. It is a transcript of the gene nkx2.7, whose product is annotated as NK2 transcription factor related 7. NCBI's taxonomy places the organism in Eukaryota, Metazoa, Chordata, Actinopteri, Cyprinodontiformes, Poeciliidae. Gene Ontology annotation, biological process: regulation of transcription by RNA polymerase II; cell differentiation. The transcript is spliced from 2 exons. The record is from RefSeq and is a predicted model, not a curated record. Gene Ontology annotation, cellular component: nucleus. The coding region runs from base 1 to 738 and encodes 245 amino acids. Gene Ontology annotation, molecular function: DNA-binding transcription factor activity, RNA polymerase II-specific; RNA polymerase II cis-regulatory region sequence-specific DNA binding.
AUGCAUCCCAGUUCAACGACCUCCACCCCGUUCUCUGUUAAGGACAUUUUGAAGUUGGACUACCAGCAGGACGAGUAUGAAAAUGAUCUGCAGAUGAUGGACCAAGUCGUUCCGAUGCAUCAUCAUCAGCUGAUGCGCGCUGCCUCCAAAAGCGACGGGUUUUAUGACGCUCAGUCUGAGCGGUGCGUUCACGGGAUGCAGGAGAAGAUCGAGGUUCACAGAUCAUCUGCAGAGCAGAUGAAUGAACAAGACAAGUGUGGCCCCGGCUCUUCGCCCGUCUGUGACAGUGACGCUAAAGGCAGACGCAGGCUGCGCCGGAAACCCCGGGUCCUCUUCUCUCAGUCCCAGGUGUCCCAGCUGGAGAGGCGCUUCAGGCAGCAGUGCUACCUGUCCGCCCCGGAGAGAGAGCACCUGGCCGAGACCCUCAAACUCACCUCCACCCAGGUCAAAAUCUGGUUUCAGAACCGGCGCUACAAGUGCAAGCGUCAGACGCAGGACCGGUCCCUGGAGCUGGCCGGGUUCCCGCCGGCGCCGAGGCGGAUCGCGGUGCCAGUGCUGGUGCGGGACGGGCAGCUGUGCGGCGCAGGUCCCUACCACUCGGGGCCUUACAACGUGACUCUGGGACACUACAGCCCGGUGUUUGGCAACGGAAACAGCGACCUGUACGGCUGCAGGUACCAGCUGUCGGAUCCAGCUGACUCUGCUCCACCAGCUCCAGGCUUCUUCACAGGGUGUUAGAGGCUGCUGAUACACACUUGUU